AUGCCUGAGCCUCCUUAUCCCCUGCACCCCUCGGUCGUCGACCGCAUCAACCCAGAGUACAAGGACUUUUACAACAAAUUUGUUUUUGACAAGCAAGUCGUCCACCACCAACCUAUCUCAGCGUCUCGUGCAAGCGGGACCCUAAUUCCAGGCGCCGGCCCCAAGCUCGAGGUCGCGAGCUCAGAAGACUUUACCAUUCCGAGGAAAGAGACGAGAGGGCCGGAUAUCCUCCUGCGAGCUUUCACGCCCUUGGGAGAGAGACCCGCCAAGGGAUGGCCGCUGUGCUUUUGGUUUCACGGCGGCGGUUGGGUUCUGGGCAACAUUGACACGGAGAAUGUCAUCGCCACGCACCUCUGCAAUCGGGCGAAAUGCGUCGUGAUUUGCGUAGACUAUAGACUCGCACCAGAGAAUCCCUUCCCUGCAGCCGUCGACGACUGCUGGGAAUCCGUGCUCUGGGCCCUCUCCGCGACCGGCGCCGAGAAGCUCAACCUCGACACCACGCGCAUCGCCAUCGGAGGCUCAUCAGCGGGCGCCAACCUCACAGCCAUCGUAUGCCAGCGCGCAACGAAGCAACCAGCGUUCCCGCCCGUGGCAGCGCAGCUGCUCUCCGUUCCGGUCGCCGACAACACCGCCACGGCCGACUCGACAAAGGCGGAGCACGCGUCGUGGAGGGAGAAUGAGUUCACGCCCGCGCUGCCGGCGGAGAAGAUGAUGUGGUACCGCUACCAUUAUCUGCCGGACAAGGCGACCUGGGCGCACCCGGAGGCGAGUCCGCUGUUGUGGGAGGGCGAGUGGUCGAAGCUGCCCCCGGCGGUGGUGGUUGUUGGUGAGCUCGAUGUUUUGCGGAGCGAGGGCGAGGCUAUUGGGAAGAAGCUCCAGGAUGCGGGUGUGCAGACGGAUGUGCAUAUUAUGAAGGGGCAGCCGCAUCCCUUUAUUGCCAUGGAUGAGGCGUUGGAAGAUGGGAGGAGAGCUAUCACGUACUUCUGCGAUAAGCUUGUAGAGUUGUUGUAG
Molecule: messenger RNA, 1011 nt
Organism: Colletotrichum orchidophilum
Lineage: Eukaryota; Fungi; Ascomycota; Sordariomycetes; Glomerellales; Glomerellaceae
Exons: 2
Coding region: 1-1011 (336 amino acids)
Molecular function (GO): hydrolase activity
Source: RefSeq, a predicted model, not a curated record